Molecule: messenger RNA, 937 nt
Organism: Benincasa hispida (wax gourd)
Lineage: Eukaryota; Viridiplantae; Streptophyta; Magnoliopsida; Cucurbitales; Cucurbitaceae
Product: Thioredoxin superfamily protein
Biological process (GO): cellular response to oxidative stress; cell redox homeostasis; hydrogen peroxide catabolic process
Cellular component (GO): cytoplasm
Molecular function (GO): thioredoxin peroxidase activity
Source: RefSeq, a predicted model, not a curated record
UUUUCAUUGUAUUGUAGUUUCCGCCUGAAAGCGUUGUUAGGUUGUUGCCAAAGCCGAAACCACUCGAAACUCAUCCCUCUCCACAACAAUGGCGGCCUCUUUCUCCAUUUCAAGGCUCUCUCUUUCCUUCUCCUCUUCUUCUUCGGCUACCACUUCUCUCUUUUCCUCCAGACCCACCGCCCUCUCCUUCUCUUCCCUUCCCUUCAAAUCCCUCCGCCGCAUCACCCCGAAACCCCUCAAAUUUUCCUCUUCUCCCACCUCCAAAUUCACCAUCUCCGCCACCAUUUCCGUCGGCGACAAACUUCCCGACUCCACAUUUUCCUACUUGGACCCCGCCGGGGAGCUUCAAACCACCACUGUUUCCGACCUCACCAAAGGCAAGAAAGCCGUCUUCUUCGCCGUACCUGGUGCUUUCACCCCGACUUGCUCUCAGAAGCACCUUCCCGGUUUCGUUGAGAAAUCGGCCGAGCUUAAGGCCAAAGGCGUUGACACUAUCGCCUGUAUUUCAGUCAACGACGCCUUUGUGUUGAAGGCAUGGAAGGAUAACCUUAAUAUCAAGGAUGAGGUUCUGUUGUUGUCUGAUGGGAAUGGGGAUUUCACUAGGGCUAUUGGUUGCGAGCUGGAUUUGAGCGACAAGCCUGUGGGAUUGGGCGUUAGGUCGAGGCGUUACGCGCUUUUGGCUGAGGACGGAGUCGUGAAGGUCUUGAAUUUGGAGGAAGGAGGUGCAUUUACCUUCAGUAGUGCUGAGGAUAUCCUCAAAGUUCUUUGAAUUUGAGAUAAAGAAUAAGAUAGGGAGGUUCCUUUCUUUCUUCUAUUGGACUCUAUCAUUUUCCUUCUGUUUGUUUGUUGCUUCACUCACAGGGUAGUAAUUUCAAUUUUGGCGAAUAAAUGAGAUCAAAUGCAUCUGUUGGAAUAAAUUUCUGAGUUGGUUCAUCUU